CGCAUUUCCCGCCAAAAAUACGAGGAAUUGUUUAACAAAUUGUCUCGGCGAAUUAAGACAAGGAUGGAGCGCGAGGAAGUGGUGAUCGACGGCGACUCGACAGAUGACGACGAGGAGGUGACCAUCAUCACGCCCGAGUCACGCAAGCGGCGCCGCCGCUCCAACAUCAUGGUGGACCACGACGAGGAUGAAGGAGACGAAGCCGAGCAAAAAGAGAAGACAGAGAACCAGGUCUCGUCCAGUUCUUCCGCUCCACGACGUCAACAGCAGCUUCUACUGAGUGAAAAUGGUGUAUCCUCGCAGCCAAUGACGCUGCGCACACCGACGCCGACGCGUCGCUCACGUCGCAACAUGCAGCAGCUCUCGAUUACGGCUGCCGUUGCUCGUGGAGAGCGUGGACGCCGUCAACAGCAAGAAGGAGGCCAAGAAAACGCAGAAGACGAGGGAGAAUCGGAAGAUGAUGACGUCCGCAUUAUCCAGCCCCCGUCUGCUACUUCCGUAGGCAGCAGCGGGCGCAAGAACCGCCGUCCUGCGAUUCAGGACAGCGAUGAGGAAAUGGAGAAGGAUCAGAACGAGCCAAAAGAAAACUCAGAUGGCGAACAAGAGGUGGAAAUAGAAGUUGAAGGGUCUUCUGCAUCGAGACGGAGCUCCAGGAUUGAACACAAGCGCCAGGAGAAGGAGAAGCAGCAUGCUAGUGUACGCAAACUGGACUAUCCGGUGCUGGACAAUUGUCUCGACAGUUUACAGAGCUUGGGGCCGCAUUAUAAUGGAGGCGGUGAUGAUGACGAUGAUGAAUACAAAGAAUCCGAGCCGGAAGAGCAUUCUCCGCCACCGAAGAAGAGACGACGCUCAGUUCCUAGAGUUGGAGACCGGGACAACCGAGAGAAAGUCUACGCUGAUGCUGGCGAUGACGUGGACGAUUUUAUCUGUGGCGAUGAUGAGAUCGAGUACAUGAAUGAUGACGAGGAGGCUGUGAUCAGUGUCGAGUCGUCGGGUGACGAGAUGGCGGAGGAUGACCCUGAAGAGCUGAGGGCGAUGCUGGAUGCAGGACGCUCGCGCGAAGUUAGCGAGUGGUUUGCGAUAUAUAUGGAGUAUCUGGAGGAGUGUAUCAUUGACCCAGAGUUUGAAACCACGAUGCGUCGCAAGAGUUCCAAGACGAAGUACCAACUAUACCAAAAAGCAGUCAAUCAUAUUGAACGCAAACUGUGUUCGUGCCGUGAUACUGUACGCUCCGGUGUGGCGUGGCCAGAUGACAUGGUGGAUGCUUUGAAUCAUGCAUCGUUGUACCGCUCAAGUCACGUCUCCGCUGAACAAGAUUGCGAAGCCUGCAACCGUCGCCAGCAUGUGGCUACUUACCACGUUGACCUGGCUGGAUAUGCUUGUGAUGCUACGAAGCUUUAUGGUCACAACUGGAUGGGCCAUCUGAAGGAGGCAGUGAAGGAAGCAGCUCCCGUCCAAAUUUCUUUUGAAAUGGGAAGCGUGUGUCAUGCGCGGACAUUGGCGUAUUGGCAAAUGCUGCAUGCCAAGCAAUUUUGGUGCAUCAUCAUUGAUGCGAAGCGAAAGAAGUGUGCUGAUAGCAGUGGGCGGAUUGCUGGGCAGUAUCGAGAGGAGUUCUUUAAGAAGGAGUUUGGUCGGUUCAAGAGACUAGUGGGUCUGGUGGAAAAAUUUGCUGAGGACUCGAAACGGAUCGCCCAUUACAUGCCGAACGAGUGGAAGAGAAUCACACGACGCAACGUCACAAGUGAUUUCCUCCCGCUUGCGUCUCGUGCAUCCUAUAGGAAUUCAGAGUCUCGACGUGGUACGCUGGAUGCGUUCGUUGGCGAGAGUGAAGAAGAGGAGACUGAGGAUGAAGAAGAAGUGAUGGAAAAGACGGAGCAGGAAAAGCGCGCUGCAACAGUCGUAGACAACGACGACGAUCAAGCCACGGAUGAUGAGGAAGAGGCAAAGGACUUGGAGAUAAUCUCGCCACGCCGAACACCUCGCUCGGAAAGCACGAAGGAGCAGAAACUCCAGUUGACAAGUAAUGAAGAACAAAAGCAAGAAGAACCACAAGUCAAGGAUGAGAAGGCUGUGCCCGAGAAGGACAUCGACGACCUGAUGUGUUUGGUAUGUGACGCUAGCCCGCGCAACGCCGGUAUCGUCCACGGGUUAUACCUGCACGUGUACUGCUGCUAUGCCUGUGCGAAGCGCCAACACCGAAUGAAAUGUGGCUGCAUGGUAUGCAACCGGCCAAUCGAUCGAGUGCUUCGGUUGCUCCCGCUAACGUUGGAUGCACGAAAAGCUAUUCGGAACCAGCAGAAGAAUUUUAGGUGAUAUAGGUGAGAAGCUGAAGUAAAAUAUGACAAGCCGAGUGUGUAUUUGAAUAGCUAUGUGCUGGCUGGCUGGACUCCAUCAGAGCUCUGGUCUGGUUCUUUGCUAUAGUCGAAAAGAUAAAGUACCUGGUUUCGACCUGCAAAAGGUAGGAACUCCCU
This is a messenger RNA of Phytophthora nicotianae INRA-310, 2471 nucleotides long. RefSeq lists its product as hypothetical. The record is from RefSeq and is a predicted model, not a curated record. Lineage: Eukaryota; Oomycota; Peronosporomycetes; Peronosporales; Peronosporaceae. Bases 64 to 2313 code for a protein of 749 amino acids. The transcript is spliced from 4 exons.